CUGGUCUUGUGUUUUGCAGUCGUGUCCUUUUCAGAGAAGCGUCAGCUCUGUGAGAUCUCUUCUUAAGUUUUGACUCGCUCACACACCGACGUGGACAUCGGCUGGAAGAGGGACUCGGGGUUUCAGCUCGCAUCAGGACUACAUAAAUAAAACACAAUGCCUGGACCAGCAUCAAGUGCAACUAAUGUUGGGGCUUCUAGCCGUUCCCCCAGUAAGACUGUGGCUCCCCGGGCAGCAGGCUCCACAGUCAGACAGAGGAAAGCUACCAGCAGUGGUACACGCAGCGGCGGCAGGACCACGGGAUCGGCAGGCACUGGUGGCAUGUGGCGCUUCUACACAGAAGACUCGCCAGGCCUCAAAGUCGGCCCAGUGCCAGUGCUGGUGAUGAGUCUGCUCUUCAUUGCAUCAGUCUUCAUGCUGCACAUCUGGGGAAAGUACACCCGCUCUUAAACCCCACCUGAUGACCUCUGACCCUGCACCUCAGCUUCUUAACACAUUGGAUCUGGACCAAACAAGCAAUGAACAACAACCUUACAUCCCCUAUCCACUAUCACUACAACAUACACGCAGACACACAAACUGGAUUUUUUAUGCCGCCGUUUCAUUACACGAUCUUCAUCUGAAUCUGAUGUUGUUUUUGUCUGCCCGUGUUUUGAACAUCUGAUCGGGCAAGCGGGAGGAAGCCAUGCUAGCCCACCUCAGAUCUGAUGUCUGUGUGGCCCUCCCUCUAAGCAGCAGCAGCAUGUGUUCCCUCCACUGCUGCAUGAAGGUUCAGUGCUGUGCUCAGAGACACUGUUGUUUUCAGGCCCCCAGCAAACAUUUCUCCUUGUAGCCUGGAUUGCAUUUUUUUUUGUUAACAGCAUUUGUACAAAAUGUGAUUAUAAUAUUGUACAAUAAAAGAUAUAAAAAUCAA
Lates calcarifer (barramundi perch) is the source of this 913-nucleotide messenger RNA. It is a transcript of the gene sec61b, whose product is annotated as SEC61 translocon subunit beta. Gene Ontology annotation, cellular component: Sec61 translocon complex. Bases 157 to 450 code for a protein of 97 amino acids. Gene Ontology annotation, biological process: intracellular protein transport. The transcript has 4 exons. NCBI's taxonomy places the organism in Eukaryota, Metazoa, Chordata, Actinopteri, Centropomidae. The record is from RefSeq and is a predicted model, not a curated record.